This is a messenger RNA of Bursaphelenchus okinawaensis, 1996 nucleotides long. The record is from the annotation of a GenBank genome assembly. Lineage: Eukaryota; Metazoa; Nematoda; Chromadorea; Rhabditida; Aphelenchoididae.
AUGGUUGCGACAAACUUGGCGGCUCUGCUCCCCAAGAUCGUCGCGCUGACGCUUCUGUCGCUACCGUCCGACCACGAGCUGUGUGUGACCUACACCAUCUUCAAGGAUUCUAGCACUGAGUUGAAGGCGACCAAGUUCACGCAAUGCCAAAGCACGGAAAUAACGUCUGGCACGCCGGCAGGGUAAGUUUUUCGUUUUUUGAAGGUUCAUUUUUUUGAUUUUAGUGGUUUCUUUGGUGUUUACAUACAUAUUUUGGUAUAUUAUUUGACAUUUUACAUUUUAGAGUCUUCAAAAAGGGGUCUGCUCAUUACAAGUUGCUGCAGCUGUACCCGGUGAACACAGCUCUCGACUCCAUCCUCUUUAGUCGUUUGGUCACUGCUGAUGAGUAAGUUAUAUUUUGUCCGCUAGAAAUUUCAAACUUUUUUGCCAUGAGUAAAGGGCAUUGAAUUAAGGUUACAUUUUUGUUUGUUUUUAGUGGAUCGCAGCUCUCUGGGUUGUCGCUGUUAAACGUGUCACCAGGUGAACCCAAGCUCUUGAUAAGCGAUAUGCGUGCAAAGGAGGCUCGAGUUGGUGUCGCAAAUGGUCACGCUUUUUACCAAGAUUGCGGAACCGAGGAUACAAUGCACAUCGACAUGGUCAAUGUAGGCAAAGAAGUGAAUCGAAUGUCCCAUGAAGGUUUGAUUAUAUGUGGCAAGCCCGAAUUUGGACAAACGAAGGAUGGUAGUGUUUGGACGAAAUUUGAAGGAUGUUGGACAUUGGAUGGUGACAACCUGAAGCCUUCGGAUCGUUCAGAUGUUACUGAGCUGGUUUUCACAAUUGUAAGUGUUUACUUUAAACUUUUAUGCUUUUUUUGUAUUCUUUAGCAGGUUUGGUGGCUUUUAGUUGUUUUGUAAGUUAAAAGUUUAGUUUUUAUUUAAAUUUAGUUGAAAUUUAUUGAAAUAUAAUUGAAUUUUGGAUAUUAAUGUUUCAGGAAGCCUUGGUGAACAUGGAUCCAACGAUCGCCCAAGAUGUGGAUCAGGCCGACUUGAAGACGAUGCUGGUCUUGGUUCACAGCCAGUAAGUUGAUUAAAAGUUUGGUUUUGGAAUAUUUUUAGCAUUUCUAGCCAUUUUGACUUUUUUCGUUUUUAAUUUUUUAAAUUUUAAACUUAUUUUUCAGACUCGCUCCGCAGACCACCUGCACCACCACAACUCCAGCGGAUGACACCACUAGUUUGGAUGUCGCUGAAGAUAUCUUCGUCAAUCGUACGACCUUCCUCGAAAGACACAAGUAAGUUGAUUUUGAAUUUUUGUAUUUUUUGGAAGAUUGUUUGAAAAUGUUGGAUUUUUUAAAUUUUUUUGAAAUUUUUGAAUUUUUUUUAAAGAUUUAAAAAAUUGAAACGUUGAGAAUUUUUAUCGGCUUUUUAGGCGUCAGAUAUGGUUUUUAAUUUUUUUUUUGAUUUCAGCAGAGUCGUGUUCUGGGGUUAUUUUGGCAUCAUCGCCAGCUUCCUUUCCCUCGUCAUUGUCGUGGUCUGUAUUGCUAUCUGGUGUUACCGUAAUUGGAAAGGCCUGGCGGAGCUAUGGCGUCAAAGGCAUACCACCGGUAGCGAUGUGUCCAGCACUAGCGGUGGGUCUAGCGCUAGCGAUAUCUCCACCGCUAGCAAUGUCUCCACCCCUAGCAAUGCCUCCACCGCCAGAAAGAUCUCCACCGCUAGAAACAUCUCCACCGGUUCUAAUUCGACGCCACGGAACAGCGCCUCAAAGACCAGCAAGUCUGGCACGGGAAAGAGUGCAAAGUCGCCCCAAGGCCGCUAAGACGUCCGCAUCAUCCGGAACAUCGACCAAUACUGGCAGCGCGAACAAGAAGCGCGGAAAAUCCAAGAAGGAGGCCACACCAAAAGUGGAUGAAUCAAAAAAAUUGCCGGGGCAAUAUGUCUCAAUUGAGUCGGUCCUAGUUCCAACCAAGUCCGGAAAACACACCACAACAGAGAUUCGUGAGCAAGAAAUCUCCCGUGGCUAA